Molecule: messenger RNA, 3746 nt
Organism: Paramormyrops kingsleyae
Lineage: Eukaryota; Metazoa; Chordata; Actinopteri; Osteoglossiformes; Mormyridae
Product: cadherin-12-like
Biological process (GO): homophilic cell-cell adhesion; cell-cell adhesion mediated by cadherin; cell-cell junction assembly
Cellular component (GO): catenin complex; plasma membrane; adherens junction
Molecular function (GO): calcium ion binding; cadherin binding; beta-catenin binding
Source: RefSeq, a predicted model, not a curated record
CGGAGCGAGCGGCUGCUCACACUCGCGCUCAUAGCCUCGCUCGCAGGAUAGUCGCAUGGCUCGCGCUCUGUAACGCGCUGGGAUUAAAGCGGCAUUGACUCCAUCUGCCCACCCGCCUGCCCGCCGGAGAGGGACCUUCUGUUAAGAACGCAGGCCUGCUGCAGAACGCUUCCCGAAAUGCUUCGACCAACUUGACAUGUGACGUGGCCAGACAUCAACAGGAGAAAUCCACUGUCAGCUUUUCGAGAUUCACCACCCGCUGAGUUUUGAGGCUGCGUGAUCUAGAAGAGGGCCUUCCGAGCUGCCGGUCUGGUGGCAAUCUGCAUGAGACACAGAGGAGACCAGACCGAACAACAUCUAUCUGUCCAUCCAGCUCUGCCCUUUGGAAGCUGUUCAUCACCAAGCAACCACCUCAUCCCCCAGCUCCCGCCGGACCACUUUCGGAGCACCUGGAACUUUUUUGAGUUCACCCUGGACCUUCUCGUUCCGAGAUCGCCAAUGCUUACAAGGAACUGUCUGUUCCUGCUGCUCUGGUUUCUUGUCAACGAAGGUCUCCUGUCACCCCUCCGUCCGCCCUCCCAAGGCAGGCUGGGAAAGGAACGCCCCCGCGGCCCUGGAGGACUGAGGAGGAAUGGCGGACCCGGAUUCCAGCGGGUCAAACGGGGCUGGGUGUGGAACCAGUUCUUUGUCCUAGAGGAGUACAUGGGUUCUGACCCACAGUACGUUGGCAAGCUCCACACGGACCUGGACAAAGGCGACAGUGGGGUGAAAUACACGCUGUCCGGGGAGGGCGCCGGCUCUAUCUUCACCAUCGACCAGACCACCGGUGACAUCCAUGCCCUGCGCAGCCUCGACCGCGAGGAGAGGGCUUUCUACACGCUCCGCGCCCAGGCCGUCGACCUGCAGACGGGCCGGCCGCUCGAACCCGAGUCUGAGUUCAUCAUCAAGGUGCAGGACAUCAACGACAACGAGCCCAAGUUUCAGGAGGGGCCCUAUGUGGCCAGCGUCCCCGAGAUGUCACCCGUGGGUACCUACGUGACACAGGUGACAGCUACGGACGCGGACGACCCUACCUACGGGAACAGCGCCCGGGUGGUCUACAGUAUCCUGCAUGGCCAGCCCUACUUCUCCGUGGAUGCCAAAACGGGUGUGAUAAGGACUGCCUUGCCAAACAUGGACAGGGAGGUGAAGGAGCUCUACCAAGUCCUGAUCCAAGCCAAGGACAUGGGGGGCCAGUUGGGGGGGCUGGCCGGUACCACCACCGUCAACAUCACGCUCAGUGACGUCAACGACAACCCCCCACGGUUCUCCAAAAGCAUCUUCCACCUACGGGUCCCCGAGUCCUCCCCCGUGGGGUCCGCCGUGGGCAGGAUCAAGGCACACGACCUGGACAUCGGGAAGAACGCGGAGGUGGACUAUACCAUCGUCCCUGGAGACGGGGGAGCCACGUUUGACAUCACUACUAACGAGCACAACCAGGAGGGCAUCAUAGUCCUGAAGAAGCCCCUGGACUACGAAACAAAGAAGGCGUAUACCUUCAAAGUCGAGGCCUCGAACCCACAUCUGGAUCCGCGCUUCCACAGCGCAGGGCCCUUCAAGGACACGGCGACGGUGAAGAUCAUCGUGCUGGACGUGGACGAGCCGCCAGUGUUCAGCAUGCCGGCCUACGGCAUGAACGUGUAUGAGGACACGCCCGUGGGCAUCAUCAUUGGGGCUGUCACCGCCCAGGACCUGGACGUAGGGGGCAGCACCGUGAGGUACUCCAUCGACUGGAAGAAUGAGCUGGACAGCUACUUCGCCAUCGACCCGGUGGAGGGCACGAUCUCCACCAACCACCUGCUGGACAGGGAGACUACGGCCCAGCACACUAUCUCCGUGGUGGCAACGAAAGUUAACAAUCCAAUCCUGAGCAGCAAGGUUGCUGUAACAGUCCAUGUAAUGGAUGUCAACGAGUUUCCACCAGAGCUGGCCGUGCCAUACGAGGCCUUCGUUUGUGAGAACGCCAAGGCGGGACAGGUGAUCCAGGUGAUCAGUGCCAGGGACCAGGACCUGUCCCCUGUGGGCCAGACGUUUAGCUUCAGAUCCCCCCCUGAGGACAUCAAGAACAAGAACUUCACCAUCCAGGACUUCGGAAACAACACGGCGGGCAUCGUGACCCGCAGGGCAGGCUUCCGUCGUCGCGCCCAGGAGUCCUACCAGCUGCCCGUGGUGAUGGAGGACAACGGCUACCCGGUGCAGAGCAGCACCGGCACUCUCAGCAUCCGCGUGUGCGGCUGCGACGCCGACGGCUCGCUGCUCUCCUGCAACGUGGAGGCCGUCUUCCUGCCUGUGGGGCUCAGCACGGGGGCUCUGGUGGCCAUCCUCCUCUGCAUCGUCAUUCUGCUCGUGAUCGUCGUCCUCUACGUGGGUCUGAGGAGGCAGAAGAAGAUGGAGACCCUCAUGACCUCCAAGGAGGAUAUCCGAGACAACGUGAUCCACUACGACGACGAGGGCGGCGGUGAAGAGGACACACAGGCCUUCGACAUGGGUGCCCUGAGGAACCCCAAGACAAUGAAAGAGGGCCCCUCCCGCCGGGACGUCAGGCCCGAAUCCGCCCCCCUCCCAAGGCCAGCCCCUGGUUCUCAGGACGGCGCUGACAUGUGCGACUUCAUUCACCGGCGACUACGGGAGAGCGAUGUCGACGGAUUGGCACCUCCAUACGACUCGUUGGCCACAUACGCCUACGAGGGUAACGGCUCCACCGCCGGCUCUCUCAGCUCCAUCGAGUCGCUGGCGGGGGAGGCUGAGGAGGACUAUGAUUACCUCCGAGAGUGGGGGCCGCGCUUCAAGACUCUGGCGGGGAUUUUUGGAGAGCAGGACUCCCAGUCAGAGUUAACGGACAACAAGCAUUAACACCAGUUAUCGGCACCUUUGCGUCCAUUUUUAUCGUUUUGUUGUUGCUGUUUUUUUUUUGGGUUUUUUUUGGCAGAUUUGUUUUCUGUUUAUUUAAUACUGGCUUCUCUUUUAAGGGAUAUUAUCACUCUCCUCGCUCUUGAGAUGCUGCCUUGGAGAAAUCUGAGGAGAAAGAGUCAGAGGAUGACAAGCCAGCCUUCCGGUUGUCCGAUUUUCUGUAAAUGUAGGCCAAUGCGCCAGUAAGGCUCGUGGCUGGUAUUGAAUGCAAGGAUCCUUAAACUCAUUUUAAAGUGCCUCAAGAGACUGAUUUUCCUUAUUUUCCCACAAAGACUCUUUUUUUGUUCUCCUUUGGCUGGUAACUCCAAGUGCCCGUAAAAAAGGCUGGAAUUUGGGUUUGACAGAAAUGUGGCGUUAAGCUAGCAGUCAGUAGGCGGUUCGAUCGCUAAUUAACACGCUAAAUAAAGGCACCUGGCAAAGACGCAGCGGCCCUAAAUAGGCCAAAGAUAUUUUAAGGUUUAUCAGUUAAUUUAUUUGACUAUUUAUUUAUUUAUGUAUUUAUUUAUUUAUUGUCUAUUUAAUGGUUUACUUGCUUACUGAUUGAUGCAUUCAAAGAUGAAGAGAAGAUGAGGAAUUCUUCUUUUUUGUUAACUUGACAGACACUUGAGGUUUUUUGUAAUUAUUCACGUCCCAUCCAGCAGCGGACACGGCGGUUCUGACGAACAGCUGUACAAGGUUGUACUUGUUGUUAAAAAAAAAAUAAUAAAAAAAAAAAUAAUUAGGGCUACACAUGGAGUAUUGCGUUUCAGGUCAUGUAUUCAUCACCGUUUUCUUAAAUAAACACCACUUGGAAAUAU